AAAGAUUUGCUGAGAUAUAUUACUCUAAAACUUUUAUGAAAAGCCAUCUUUCAAAUGAUUCCUCCAUGUGAAAAUGCCCUCCACAUAAUGUACCAUGAGUCUCACAGAGGCACAAGAGAUAGGGAUAUUGCAAAGAGGCUGCAAUAUCCUUCACGACAGGAUCUCAACUCCAAAUGGAAAAAAAGUGUUCUGCAACCUCUACAAUGUAAAAUGAAAGUUAAUGUAUGGGAAAUAAAGCCUCCUGAUUUUAGCUACAAACUGUAUACAUCUUUGAGAAUUCCAGAAAGAUCAUCAAAACCAAUUAAGGAAGAAAAAAGGAGGAAAAAAAUCAGUUUUCCAGAAACAAUGCUUCACUUGCCCAGAAUAAGGAAUCAUCCUAAGGAGGUCACAGCUCCUAAAUUUAUAACUACAUUUCCACGUCUGGAUUUACAAAAAGCAAAGUUAAUGUUUGUGAAGAGUGGACAAUAUCCAAGGGGUGUAUAUAUCAAUCCCAAACCACAUGACUUUCGACAGUACCAACCUGGUUUACCAAACUUUGAGACAACUUAUGAAAAGGACUCCUUUGGAUUAAAAUUUAAAUCACAACCCUUAAGUACAGUACAUGGGUACCAGUUUCCGAAAGAUGAUAAACAGAAGAAUACUACAGAAAGAUUUAUCACCCACAAGCAUCGUGAAUGCACCUGGGAUUCAAAACUAAUUUUGACGAAAGCCCCAUGGCCUGUUAGAUCUGCUUCAUAUACAAUAGCUGAUGGACCAAAACAGCAUAGGGCUUCCUGAACUCUGGCCUGAAUGUUCAUCUCCCAUGCAUUUCCCAGUGAGAACAUUGAUGAAUUCUGGCACCUUCCUGGAUUCUACAGAAAUCUGCACUCUCCCAGAGGCAUGAGAAAGUGCUAAAACAACAAACGAAAGUUGCAUAAUUUGAAAUUCCCUUGUUACCACAUGGAUCAGAAUCCAAUCACCAGGCUUUUGAUUUAGUCUGUGAAAGUUAGAUCUUGCAACUAUGAGUGGAAAUGCUGAUAAUGUGCUUUCUGUUAAUGUCCAAAGUUAAAGAGAUGCUCUAGUCUCAGGUAAAGCUAAUGUGAGACAAAUAAACAACAAUAAUGCUUACU
This is a messenger RNA of Symphalangus syndactylus (siamang), 1109 nucleotides long. RefSeq names its product chromosome 3 C7orf78 homolog (gene C3H7orf78). The record is from RefSeq and is a predicted model, not a curated record. Lineage: Eukaryota; Metazoa; Chordata; Mammalia; Primates; Hylobatidae.